Alnus glutinosa is the source of this 396-nucleotide messenger RNA. RefSeq lists its product as uncharacterized. The transcript is spliced from 2 exons. The coding region runs from base 1 to 396 and encodes 131 amino acids. Lineage: Eukaryota; Viridiplantae; Streptophyta; Magnoliopsida; Fagales; Betulaceae. The record is from RefSeq and is a predicted model, not a curated record.
AUGGAGGGGCGGCGCUGUGGAGUGACAGAGAGGGAGAGCACCGAUUGCAUUGGAUUCUCGUCAAGGCCGGAACGGAGUCUCUGGCGGCCUAUGAUGGCGUCGAAGUGGGGGACUCAGGGGGAGACCAACAAAGAUGAGAAGCUAAUGUUUCGAAAAACGUUUCAUAAGAAAAGCUCUUCUCCAGACAUGAUACGUGACACCAUGAAAUUGGAAGGUGAGGAAGUGAAGAAGAAGAGCCAUGAUAUAGGACAUAGUGACUCGAAUUAUGUGUGGAUUCCCCAUGACAGAACAGGAAUUUAUUACCCAAAAGGUCAAGAGAAAGUGAUGGAGGAUGUUCCUCCGGCAGCCGUCAAGGACGUCGGGGUUAAUUGGUUUUCAUACAACGAGGAUAUAUAG